CGGGGAGGGUGGGGGGGGGCUGCGGCCUUGGGGGGGGGGGGGGCGCUGACCUCUGCCCCCUGGCCUCGGCGACCUCUGCCCUCCAGGGUGACCUCUGUCCGCCGGGGGGGGGCCGGGGGCUCCCCUGGGCCUAGCGAGGGCCGGCGGCCCGCACCGGGGCUAGGGGCUCCCUGCGGCGGGGGGGCGGGCCUCCCCCGUGCUGCCCCGCGGCCCUGGGGGUCCCACCGGCCCCGCACCCCAGGCCUAGGCCCGGCCUCUGCCCGGUGCGGGCCGCAGGCCGUGGCCGUCGGGGUUUCGCUGUGUCCCGGCCGCCCCCCAUGCCGGAAAUCCUGAGGAAGCCGCGGCCCGGGGAUCGGGGGGGGGGGUGUCCCACGGUGGGGAGUCCCGGUGGAGCACUGCCCCGGGCGGGGGUCUUGGUCCGCACCGCACCUCCGCCGCCAGUAAUACCGGUCUGCGGCGGGAAGGGUGAAGGCCAGGCCCGGUCAGGGCAGCGGGGCCUCAGAGCACCCUGGAACCCACCGGCUCGGGGGGCUGCGAGCGGGGUGGCCCCGGGGGGGGUCUGCCUGCGGGUUUGGUGUCGUCGGGUGAGCACCGCGGCACCUCGCCACCGCCGGGCUUCAUGUGAGAGAUGGCGAAUGCCGAAGUGAGCGUCCCUGUGGGUGAUGUGGUGGUUGUACCAAGUGACGGAAACGAAGGGGAGAACCCGGAGGAUACCAAAACCCAAGUGAUCUUGCAGCUCCAGCCGGUGCAGCAAGGGAUUUACCAAGAGGGCUCCGAGGCCAGCGCCGCCGUAGUGGCCGUCGAAACCCACACCAUCCACAAGCUAGAAGAAGGGAUCGACCCCAGCACCAUUGAAACAAACGAGGAAAUCGAGAUUGCCUAUCCCAUCACCUGUGGGGAGAGCAAAGCCAUCCUGCUCUGGAAGAAGUUUGUCUGUCCAGGAAUUAACGUCAAGUGUGUAAAGUUCAAUGACCAACUGAUCAGCCCGAAGCAUUUUGUUCACCUGGCUGGGAAGUCUACCCUAAAGGACUGGAAGAGAGCCAUUCGCCUUGGAGGAAUCAUGCUGAGGAAGAUGAUGGACUCGGGGCAAAUCGACUUCUACCAGCACGACAAAGUUUGUACCAACACAUGUCGAAGCACCAAGUUUGAUCUCCUGAUCAGCAGCGCCAGAGCACCGGUGCCGGGGCAGCAGAGUGUGGUGCAGACUCCUACAUCAGCCGACGGGAGCAUCACCCAGAUCGCGCUGUCGGAGGAGAGCAUGGAGGAGGGGAUCGAGUGGAACUCGGCUCUGACGGCUGCCGUCACCAUGGCCACUGAGGAAGGCCUGAAAAAGGACACGGAUGAGAUCUCGGAGGACACGCUGAUGUUCUGGAAGGGAAUAGCUGAUGUGGGGCUGAUGGAAGAGGUCGUAUGCAACAUCCAGAAGGAGAUAGAAGAAGUCCUACGAGGAGUCCAGCAGAGAUUGGGUCAGUCUCCCUUCCAGAUGACAGAUGCUGCAGUCUUGAACAACGUUGCCCACACGUUUGGCCUAAUGGACACAGUCAAGAAGGUUCUGGACAACAGGAAAAACCAGACAGAGCAGGGAGAGGAACAGUUUCUUUACACGUUGGCAGACCUGGAGCGGCAGCUGGAAGAGCAGAAGAAACUCGCCAAAGACCAGAAGGCGAAGUCCCAAACCAUCCAGAACGUGGUGCUGAUGCCUGUCAGCGCUCCCAAACCCCCCAAGAGACCCCGCCUGCAGCGCCCAGCCUCCGCCACCGUCCUCAGCCCCUCCACCCCCAUCCAGCAACCUCAGUUCACGGUCAUCUCACCCAUCGCCAUCGCACCCGUCGGACAACAGUUCUCCGUGGGCAACAUCCCGGUGGCGACUAUUAGCCAAGGCUCCAGCCCGGUGACUGUUCAUACCUUGCCGUCUGGUUCCCAGCUCUUCCGAUACGCCACCGUGGUGUCCUCCUCCAAAACCAGCUCCUCUGACACGGUCACCCUCCACCCGUCCUCCAGCCUGGCGCUGCUGAGCUCGGCGGCCGUGCAGGACAGCGGUGCCCUGGCGAAUAUGGCAGCUGUGGUCAAUCCCGUGGAAUUGGUGGCCAUGGAAUCCGGCCUCACUUCCACCAUCCAAGCUGUGGAAGGUACGUCGGACGACGGACAAACCAUCAUAGAGAUCGACCCGGCGCCGGAUCCCGAAGCGGAUACGGAUGAGUCGGAAGGCAAAGCUGUGAUCCUGGAGACAGAGCUGAGGACUGAGGAGAAAGUGGUGGGAGAUGUGGAGGAUCAUCAGCACCAGGUCCAUAACGUGGAGAUUGUGGUCUUGGAGGACUAGUGGGGAAGGCAAGCAUCAGUUUGGGGAAGAGUUGGGAAUUUGUUUUAUUUUGGGCUUUUUUGUUAAGCAUCUUUUCCAGCCACCCCAUUUGUUUCCAUGGAUAUUUUCAUUGUACUGUAUAUAAUAUAUAUAUAAUUUUUUUUUUUUUUUUAAAACAAAAAAGCUGGAGAAACACGUGAGACCUGGAAAAGGCUCUGUCUCCGUGGAGCACUGAACUAUACCGCCUGUUUGCAGGGUCAAGGAGAGACUGGAUCUCUGCUGAACAACCCAACCGGGAGGAACUGGACGAGGGUUCCCGGCGCUGAGCACACGCCGUGGCCCAGCCACACGCAUGGUGCUUCUGCUCCGGGCCUGCCCUGGCCCCGAUUAUUUUAUUUCAGAGAAACAAUAACCAGUGGCUGGAGCGUUGGUGUGACUGUGGGAAGGGGUGAUGGCUUUGGGGUGGAAAAGGUACCUCAUUUGUAUUUUUAUUUUCCCCCAGGGAAGGGAAUUCUGUCAGACUCUUCACUGUCACCUCAACUGGGAUUUUUUAAUUAUUAUUCUUGCUUUGGGGAAGACGACAGUAACCCUGAUUUACUGUUCAUCUUCUCCUCAACACAAAUUGUUUUUAUAUCUAUAUUUUUUUGUAUUUGUUUGCUCUCCCUUCCCUUGUCCAGAUUUCCCAGCUGCACAGCCCUGGACCUACUCUCGCCGGUCUUGGGGUCCCCGUAUCCCAAAUCCCAUCUCUUCCCGUGGCACUUUGCCCCCUCAUCCCUUUCCCCGCCUGGCCAGGCUCGGUGCUGCAAACGCCGCUUGGGAGACUCCGACAUCACUUUAACCUUUUGCAUAAAGGAAAAAAAAAAGAAAAAAAAAAAAGGAAAAAAAAAUAUUAUCAACUCAAGCUUAAAACCACAACCUCCGCCUUCGCUGCUCAGCGCUGCAGGGACCUUUCAGGCUGUACAAAGCAUGUUGUGCCGUUGCUUUUCCGGGAGAGCUGGACUCCGGAUCGGGGCAGCUUCUGUUUACACUCUGUGCUGGGGCUGCUCCGUGCUUGUCGCUACUUGUUUGGUGGUUUUAUUUUUGUAUUUUUCUUCUUUCUUCCUAUAAUCUCUUGGCAGGAUUAGAACUGGCACGUUGCUGAAAUAAUGUGCGUUCUGUUGUUUUCACGCUUUCCUUCUGGGUUUGGUUUGGUUUUUUUUAUUUUUCGGUGGACGGGGGCCCUUCGGGCUUCACCGCGGUGGGAAGGUGGAAGAGGGGAAAAGCGCCGGGCGCUGUUGGAGUUGCGGAGGGUUGGGAAGGGGGGGAAGCUGCUU
Grus americana (Whooping crane) is the source of this 3612-nucleotide messenger RNA. It is a transcript of the gene GMEB1, whose product is annotated as glucocorticoid modulatory element binding protein 1. The record is from RefSeq and is a predicted model, not a curated record. The transcript has 10 exons. Gene Ontology annotation, biological process: positive regulation of transcription by RNA polymerase II. Gene Ontology annotation, molecular function: RNA polymerase II cis-regulatory region sequence-specific DNA binding; DNA-binding transcription activator activity, RNA polymerase II-specific. Gene Ontology annotation, cellular component: nucleus. Lineage: Eukaryota; Metazoa; Chordata; Aves; Gruiformes; Gruidae. Bases 629 to 2320 code for a protein of 563 amino acids.